This is a messenger RNA of Haplochromis burtoni (Burton's mouthbrooder), 2942 nucleotides long. It is a transcript of the gene rdh5, whose product is annotated as retinol dehydrogenase 5 (11-cis/9-cis). NCBI's taxonomy places the organism in Eukaryota, Metazoa, Chordata, Actinopteri, Cichliformes, Cichlidae. Gene Ontology annotation, molecular function: oxidoreductase activity. The transcript has 6 exons. The record is from RefSeq and is a predicted model, not a curated record. The coding region runs from base 1310 to 2308 and encodes 332 amino acids.
ACCUUUAUUUAGUAUAUCCAAAAAAAGCAUUUUGUUUUAUGGCUUUCUUUUCUGUGCCUGAUACCUGAAUGAUGGAUGGAUUUCAGAUGUUGUUAAUGAUGGAAAAAUAUUUUAAUAAAGUUUAAAAAUUUUCACUUGUGUUUUCUUCUUAUAAAAAAAUGUGUUAAUUGAACAGUUGUUACAUAUAAUGAAAUUGGGAACAAGGAAAUGUGAAUAUUUGUAUAAAGUACCUCAUUUAAGAAAGAAAAGCCUGUAGGCUGCUUUUUAAGGAGAUACGUUGUCAGGAGGUUCAUAUGCACAGCAGAUGUCAGUGUUGGGUAAGCACAGAUUAAAUCUUUACAACACAACUGGAGAACAAGUGAGAGUUAAAGGCUGUGAGGGUUACAAGUGGGCAGUUUCCUUCAAAAUUACUUCAGGAUCAAGAAUUUUUUUUUGUUUUGUUUUUUUGGCUUCAGUGUACCUGUUACAAAUGUGAAAAUCCCAAAGAGACCUGAACAUUUAUAGACUUGCAACUAUUGCAACAAGUUUUGAUAUAAAUAUAGUAAGUGGAUAAAUACCUGCCUGGCUAAGGUGCUUGGACAGUUUGUGGAAUGUGUGACGUGUCAGUGAGUGUGGUUUGUGAGUUCACUAAUCGUAUUACAGGCAAGAAAUUUACCACACGAGACUGCUCUUAAUCUAAUUUUAGUUUAAAAAAAAAACAAACAUUGGAUGUAUUUGUUCUUUUUCCACCGGCCCAAAAAUUACGCAGGUCAUAGAGACUGUUAAAAGAGUACUGUAUGAGCUUUAUUACUGAUAUAACUGUCAGGUGAACUGAGGCAGUCACAGAUUGUACUCAUGCUUGGUCCUACAGGAUUAUCACAAUUUGUAUAAAUACUCUUAAAACACAAAGUAUUCAUGCCGCUAUAAACUAGGAACCUUCAGGCUUUGAAAAUAUAUACUGUAUACACUUUGUGGUGCACCAUUUGAAAGGACCUGACGUAACAUGUUAAAAUGUCUUUAAGAAGAUCUUGAAAUCCAAGUGCACGUCACAGAAAAGGGUUUUUGUUUGUUUCGUUCCCACCACCUUUUUUUUAAACACACCAACCAAAUGGUUACGCGUUGCUGGAUUACCAAUAGCGGGCUAGUCUAAAGGGAUAAACAACAGGGAUAAAGCUUCUGUCCAGCCAGCUGAACUAAGACAGGAGAAUAACCAGAAAGGGAACAGGAAGAGGAGCGACAACGUGUGGAGCGCCAUCACUUCUCAAAAGAUAAAAAGCAGGCAUCAAGUUCUCACAGUGACUGAAAAACUACUUCUAGUCCUGAAGACAUCAUGGAUACACAGUUUGUGUAUGACCUUUUAGGGGAAAAUGCUUGGUUAUACAUCUCUGCUACCUUCAUUGUGUUGUGGAUUGUCGGGUGGCUCUACAGAGACAGCUUGGAGAUUGAGGAUUUCAAAAAUAAGUAUGUCUUUGUUACUGGCUGUGACACGGGGUUUGGAAACCUGCUGUGCAAGAAACUGGAUCGUAAAGGUUUCCGUGUACUAGCUGGCUGUCUCACAGAAAAGGGAGCUGAUGAUCUGAAAAGAGUGGCAGGGCCUUAUCUGAAGACUGUCCUGCUGGAUGUGACCAGUCAGGAUAGCAUUGAAAAAGCAAUGGAGUGGACCAAGCAAGAGGUUGGCGAUAAGGGACUUUGGGGUCUUGUGAACAAUGCUGGACGUUCAUUACCCAUGGGUCCAUCCGAGUGGAUGAAAGUGGAGGAUUUCCACAGCACACUGAAAGUAAACAUGAAUGGAGUGAUUGCCAUGACAAUGACCUUCCUGCCCCUCAUCAAACAGGCUCGUGGUCGUAUUGUAAAUGUAGCAUCAGUGCUUGGUAGAGUGGCAGCAAAUGGUGGUGGAUACUGCAUUUCCAAGUUUGCAGUAGAAUCUUUCUCUGACUGCCUCAGGAGAGACAUCCACUACUUUGGAAUUAAGGUAUGUAUCGUUGAGCCCGGGUUUUUCAAGACUGCAGUAACGAGCCUCGAACCCAUUGAGAGGGAGCUCCAUCGCCUGUGGAACCAACUCAGCCCUGAAGUAAAGGCCAGCUAUGGAGACAAAUACCUUGAUAAAUAUGUCAAUAUACAGCGUUUGAUCAUGAAUGCCGUCUGCGACUCUGACCUCACUAAAGUGACCAACUGCAUGGAGCACGCUCUCUCUGCUGCCUACCCUCGCACCAGAUACAGUGCUGGCUGGGAUGCCAAGCUUGUCUGGAUCCCCCUCUCUUACAUGCCUUCCUUUGUAGUUGAUAUUGCACUGAAGCUCGUGCUUCCACGUCCUUCAAAGAGCGUCUGAUUUGGGAUGACCUACUUUAUGUCAUUUUGACGCAAUAAGGAGGCUGACAUUAAAAAAGUUUUUUUUCUUGAUCUAUUUUCCUUAUCAGAGUUGGCCAUGCGAUGAUAAUACGACAACUUUAGAAAUUACUGUUAUUAUAUUUAUAAGUGUAUACCAUAGAAAAGUCUUUUUCCUCUGUAAUGUCUCUUUGACACUUCUAGACAACACAAAAAUACUCAUACAGUUUACCGUAUGCAUAUUAUUCUGUUUGUUGGGUGUUUUAAUGCUAUUAUUUAAGGUGCUUGUUAUGGAUGUUGUUCACCAUGGAAGCCUAAAUAAAGAACAUUUUAAUAUUAAGAAACUGUGUUUGUCAGAAUGCAAGGAUGCUGCUGAAACGGGAGUGAGAACGGGCUGCAUACAGAAAGAAAAUAAAUAAAGCUUUGCUCUGAAACAAUGUCUACAGGUUGAGCUACAGUUAUGGGCAACAUGAACACGGCAGUUAAAUGAGAAGAAAUAUGCAUAUAUGAAGACUCAUGCACUGUAUGUGUGUGAUUGUCAUGUUUUUAAGUUGUGUAUGACUGUAUUAUUGUUGGGUCUUUAAACAUUAUUUUAUACUAUUUUGUAUACUUUCUAAAUGCAGUUCAGUAGCUCCGGG